This is a messenger RNA of Melanotaenia boesemani (Boeseman's rainbowfish), 1128 nucleotides long. It is a transcript of the gene ccka, whose product is annotated as cholecystokinin a. Gene Ontology annotation, cellular component: axon; extracellular region. The transcript is spliced from 5 exons. Gene Ontology annotation, molecular function: neuropeptide hormone activity. Gene Ontology annotation, biological process: digestion. Lineage: Eukaryota; Metazoa; Chordata; Actinopteri; Atheriniformes; Melanotaeniidae. The record is from RefSeq and is a predicted model, not a curated record. Bases 89 to 484 code for a protein of 131 amino acids.
CAACCUGCAGACCCAUAAGCCUCAACGUUGGAGCAAAGCUCAGCAUCUUCAGAUCAUCCUCUCCUGGUGUGUGCCAGAAACUGCAGUCAUGAAUGUAGGUAUCUAUGUGUGUGUUAUCCUGGCUGCUUUGUCCAGUGGCUCGCUAAGUCUGCCUUCACACUCCAUGAGAGCUGAGAGUACAGCUCUUGUUACAGACAGUCUACCUGCCCCCUCACCUAACCACACACGCCAGGCCCGCUCAGCUCCAGCGCCCCCCUCAGGGCAGUUUGCUCAUUACAUCCAUCCUCAGGAGGACUCAGAUGCUCCAAACAGUCUGAACCAACUACUGGCCAGACUUGUCUCCAGGAAAGGGUCUCCCUUUCAGAGCAGAUCCUCCCUCAGCAGCAGAGCCGUGGCCCCCAGCCACAGGAUAAAGGACAGAGAUUACCUCGGCUGGAUGGACUUUGGACGACGUAGUGCAGAAGAGUAUGAAUACUCCCCAUAGAGGCACAGCUUCUUGUUUUUUUUUUUUUUUAAUCCCUGAGUUGCAACUUUUAUCACAUCUAUUCAAGGCCAGCAAAAACACUUUUCACACUGCAUUUACUGUAACCCAGGGCUGGCUUACCACCACCCCACAAUGAGUUCAGCAUCAUAUCAUAAAGCAAAGACCUGCAAUCUGUGAACCCUAACAUCCACACCAAACCCAGGAACACUUUCCCAACUGUUUCUCACAAUAUACCAUCAACAUCACAAGAUAAAGCAAAUAUAAGUCACAGCACUUCGUUACUUCCCCUCAAAAAAUUACAAAUAGAAUUAAGUCCCUGUAUUAAACCACCUGGGUUCUGUAGUGUUUUUAAAACAUUACUCAAACAAGAGGCCUUGUGCAUCUAUCUGGGAAUAUUGUUAAACAAAUGCAGAUCAGUGCUCUUGUAAAUAUGUAAAUAUGCAGAAUAAUGUGUGCAAGUUCAACACAGACAAAAAUGAAACUGCAAUGUAGAGGCAUGGCAGAGAUGCUCUAUGGCCAUCCGGCUUUGACUGCACAAAUACUCGCAGCAAAGACGGGGGUCAGUUAUGUUUUUCUCAAGCGGUAUGUGAUGAUGAGAGUGACGAGCUUUAAAAGGUGUUAACAGAUCAGCAGGUCUGAAAUAA